GAAGCAGGAGCUGCAGGUGAAGGGCUGCUCAUCAUUGGAGGACACAAAUUAGAAAGCAUGAGUUCAUGCAGCACGAGCGUUAAGGAAAAUCAGAACCUGGACAACCACGUCUCCAAAGAGGGGACUGCAGCUGAGGCUGUUCAACUCCCCAGUGGGAAUGCUAGGCGUGGGAGGAAACGUCCCUUAGAAGAAGGCAAUAAUGGGCAUACCAAUUCCAGGUACAAGCCCAGGAAGCGUAAGAAAGUCCCUCGGCCCAUACUGCCCAAAAAUGCUCUUAUGCAGCUGAACGAGAUCAAGCCAGGCUUGCAGUAUAAGCUCCUCUCUCAGACUGGGCCGGUCCAUGCACCAGUCUUUGUGAUGACUGUGGAGGUCAAUGGGCAGGUUUUUGAAGGUCUGGGUCCUACCAAGAAGAAGGCUAAGCUGAGUGCAGCAGAAAAGGCACUGUGCUCCUUCGUCCAGUUUCCUAAUGCAUUGGAAGCACAUGUUGCCAUGGGCCGGACCCUGUCUGCUCACACGGACUUCACCUCAGACCAUGCCAUUCCAGAUAUGCUCUUUAAUGCAUCGGAGACAUUCAACCCUACAGAUGACACUUUUUACCUUGGUUCCAAUACCAGUUUCUUCAGUUCACUGGAAAUAGAGUACCCAUUGCCAUCAUCUCCUGUCCCAAACCUGGCACAGUCUCCCUUACCUCCAGCACCCUCCACCUUCAUCUCCCUAACAGCUGGCAAGAAUCCUGUCAUGUUCCUCAAUGAGGUGCGGCCAGGCCUCAAGUAUGACUUUGUGUCAGAGAGCGGGGAGAGCCAUGCCAAGAACUUUGUCAUGUCGGUGACGGUAGACUCUCAGAAUUUCCAGGGUUCUGGGCGCAAUAAGAAGCUGGCCAAGACUCGGGCUGCCCAAGCUGCUCUGUCUGCUCUCUUUAAGAUACAGCUAGACCAGACACCAUCACGACAGCCAAUACCCAGAGAGGGACUGCAGCUUCACCAGCCACAGGUCCUUGCAGAUGCAGUCUCUCAUCUAAUUAUUGAUAAGUUCAGCAAACUGACGGAUAACUUCAGGGCUCCACAUGCUCAACGGAAAGUCUUGGCAGGUGUUGUCAUGACAGCAGGUGCAGAUGUGAAGGAGGCUCAGGUCAUCUGUGUAUCCACAGGGACAAAGUGCAUCGGUCGUGAAUACAUGAGUAACCGAGGUUUGGCCCUCAAUGACUGCCAUGCAGAGAUUGUAGCUCGUCGGUCUCUCAUUAGGUUCCUGUACUCCCAGCUGGAGUACUUCCUCAGUAACUGUGAAGAAGAACAUCAGAAAUCCAUUUUUAUGCGGUGUGAUAACAGUCAGGGCUUCAGAGUAAAGGAAAAUGUCCAAUUCCACCUGUAUAUCAGCACCUCCCCCUGUGGAGAUGCUCGCAUCUUUUCACCUCAUGAAGGCAGAGUGGACGAUCAGGGAGAUGGACAUCCCAACAGAAAGGCCCGUGGACAGCUGCGCACUAAAAUUGAGUCUGGUGAGGGAACCAUACCUGUGCACUCCAGUAACACCAUCAAGACGUGGGACGGUGUUCUUCACAGAGAAAAGCUGCUUAACAUGUCUUGCAGUGACAAGAUUGCAAGGUGGAACGUUGUCGGAUUUCAAGGCUCUUUGUUGAGCUACUUUACUGAGCCCAUCUAUUUCUCCAGCAUCAUCCUGGGCAGCCUCUACCAUGCCGACCACCUGUCCAGAGCCAUGUACCAGCGGAUUACUGAGAUUGAAGAGCUACCGCAGUCCUUUAGCCUGAACAGGCCACUGCUCAGUGGAAUAAGUAACACAGAGGCCCGCCAGCCAGGAAAAGCUCCAAACUUCAGUGUAAACUGGACGGUGGGGGACAAGGGCUUAGAGCUGAUCAAUGCCACCACUGGGAAAGAUGAUCUGGGUCGACCCUCCAGGCUUUGCAAACAUGCCCUCUACAGCCGAUGGAUGAAUCUACACUGCAAGCUCUCCUCCAUGCUGUGGAUCAGAACAGUGAGGCUCAGAAGCUACCAUGACGCCAAACAGGCAGCGAAGGAAUAUCAUUCUGCAAAGGAGACACUCUUCAGGGCCUUCCACAAAGCUGGACUGGGCACGUGGAUAAAGAAGCCUAUAGAGCAGGACCAGUUUGUCCUUUCUAGCUGAAUUAGCGCAUUCUACCUUGAUUUUUGUAACAUUGUGCUACUCCCUCUUAGCCUGGACUACAUGUUAAAAAGGUCAAUAUUCAGUCAGCUAUACGACUUCAUACAAAGGGUAAAUGUAAAAACAGACUGAGAAUAGCAGUAACUUAGUAAACUGUUACUUGAUAUGUUGAUAUGUUCUU
Messenger RNA from Oreochromis aureus, 2314 nucleotides. RefSeq names its product double-stranded RNA-specific editase 1-like. Gene Ontology annotation, molecular function: double-stranded RNA adenosine deaminase activity; tRNA-specific adenosine deaminase activity; double-stranded RNA binding. Gene Ontology annotation, cellular component: cytoplasm; nucleolus. NCBI's taxonomy places the organism in Eukaryota, Metazoa, Chordata, Actinopteri, Cichliformes, Cichlidae. Bases 58 to 2136 code for a protein of 692 amino acids. The transcript has 9 exons. Gene Ontology annotation, biological process: RNA processing; adenosine to inosine editing. The record is from RefSeq and is a predicted model, not a curated record.